UCCAGUUGUUCAGAUUCCAAAACAAGUAACGGGACCGGGGCGCAGCUGUACUGUCCCGUGGAGUUAUGUUCAAACUUUAGCGUCUAAAAGUGAGAUUUGAAAUAACUUUAACCUCUCUUUAGUAUUAAUGACAGAAAACGAACUCAUUAACUUAAAAUCUAAGCAUUUUACGGUGCGUCAUGAUUUCCAAACGCGAGGACACGGACAGAAAGAAAAGUUGGUGCAUCUUAUGUUCCUGAGAGAUGGUCCAGAAAUCCAAAUGAGGACAUGAAUUUCGGAGUUUGUGCGAAUUCCCUUUUACUUUUCCGUGCUUGUGACGAGGGGGAUUAUGAGACAGCUCGGAGUAUUUUGGAGCCCGGAGCCCCGAAAGAGUCCGACAUAUUGUGCUCUUUGGUGCCGGUGGACUGCACGGAUGAGGAGGGGAACACCGGCCUGCAGUUCGCCUCCGCCAGCGGACACGAGAACCUGGUCCGGUUCCUCUUGAGAAAAGGAGCCUCCGUGGACAGCCGCAAUAACUAUGGAUGGACCCCUCUCAUGCAGGCGGCCAGGUUUGGUCACUUGUCCGUUGCUCAUAUGCUUUUGGAAAAUGGAGCAGAGAUAAAUGGGCGUAACCGUCUUGGGGCCAGUGUCCUGGCGAUGGCGGCCCGCGGGGGACACACUCAUGUGGUCAAACUGCUCCUGGAGAGUGGGGCUUAUGUCGACGACUAUGACCACCUCGCUGUGGCUUCUGAUGUGGUCUCCAAUGGCAACAACAACAACAGUGGCACUGGGUUUGGAGGUAUUGAAGGCUGUGGUGGAGUCAGAGAGUUCAUGGACAUCACUCCUCUGAUGGUGGCGUCUCAGCACGGACAUGAAGCAGCUGUCCGUCUGCUGCUCGAGUGGGGGUCCGACGUCAGCUUCUCCCAGAAGACCACCGGUUGGGGCCCCCUCAUGAUCGCAACCCUCAGUGGGAAGGUGGCAGUGGCUCAGCAGUUGGUGGAGAGGGGAGCUGACCCAGACAGAGUCAAUGUCCUCUCGAAAACUGCGUUUGAACUAUCCAUGCAGCUCAAACAGAGAGACAUCAAGGCUUACCUGGACCCCAUCACCACCGUGAGACCGCAGACAGACGAUGAAAGACGAAGACCAGACGUGUUCAGUGCUCUCAAGUUGGGUAAUUCUCAGCUUGUCAAAGAAAUCCUGGAGGAGGAUCCCGCCCAGGUGAAUUCGUCCAAUCAGGAGGGAGCGUCACCUCUCAUGAUCGCGGCGGUGAGCGGACAGUUGGAGGUGGUGCAGCUGAUGGUGGAGAAGAAAGCAGAUAUCGACAAACAGGAUGGCGUACAUGGGUGGACCGCCUUAAUGCAAGCCACAUAUCACGGUAAUAAAGACAUUGUCAAGUACCUGUUGAGUCAAGGUGCAGAUGUGAACCUUCGCGCCAAGAAUGGAUACACUGCCUUUGAUUUGGUCAUGCUCCUCAAUGAUCCAGACACUGAGUUGGUCCGUCUAUUAGCGUCAGUCUGUAUGCAGGUGGACAAAGACAAAAGUAAACACAGAGGGAGAGGUCUGAUGGCUCGCUCCAAAAGCAGACAGUCUCUCAAUCACGUCCCACUGCCUCCUGACGACAAAGGAGGACUUAAGUCCUGGUGGAGUAGGAUGUCUAAUCGCUUCCGUAGGCUGAAGUUGACUCACACACUGAGACACGGCCUCUCGACCAAUCGGCUCGCUCCAUUUCCCGAUGAUGUCAUACACUCGCUGGAUUCAACGAUGAGAGCCAAUAAUAAUAAUAAUCCCACAGCAGACGCUAAUGGCACUGUAGCACCAAGCCCAGCUAUUGGGGGAACUGACACCAACUCGAGCUGGGCUGUGAAAACUAAAGACACUGGACUAGGCAGAGAAAAAGAGGACCCCUUAAUAACUACGAUGCUGAGAAGUGGUGCUCCUCUGACUCGUCUCCCUAACGACAAACUGAAAGCCGUUAUCCCUCCGUUUCUGCCCCCGUCAAACUUCGAGGCCUGGAACUCAGACCGGUCCAGACUGCUCCGGGAGGGCAAAACUGAAGCCCCCCGCCUACCAAUGCCCCCCCAGAGGAAACUCAACAGCAGCGGAAACUCAGAUAUUACCUCCAUCAGUCGUGUUGUGAACCGCUCCAUAAAGUUCCCAAACAUAAACAAAGGGCCCUCCUCCACGUCUCCAUCAAACUCCGGGCACUACCACUCGCCCCAUUCGUCUGGAGGCUCCAACGGCGUCGCAGGACUCAACCGGGACUCACACAACAGAUCAGGGGGCAGUGCAGACAGUGUUCUCUCUCAAAUUGCGGCCCAAAGGAAGAGAGCAGCCGGUUUAAUUGAAGUGAAACCUCAAAGUCCAGACAAACACCAGAACCAGGUCCAGAUAACAGCCUCCGCCGCUCCUCUCCCCAACAUCAACCUGCCCGAUAUCCAUGCCCACCCCAACAUGGUCACCGCUGACACACACUCCAGGAGGAAAAUAGAUUUAAAGAAGAGGCCUCAGUCUGGGAACUCCUCCACCUCCAAGAGCACGUCCCCCACCCUCACCCCAUCUCCGUCCCCCACACCGAAGCCUCCGACUGGACCUGGAGACUCUCUGUCCUCUGCCUCCUCCCACCCACGCUCUAAGAGCAGCGGGGGCUCUAGCAGUGGCACUAUCACUGAUGAAGAUGAGCUGUCGAGUAUCCUAAAGAAGUUGUCACUGGAGAAGUACCAGCCUAUAUUUGAAGAACAAGAGGUGGACAUGGAGGCAUUCCUGACUCUGACUGAUGGAGAUCUGAAGGAGCUGGGCAUUAAAACAGAUGGGCCUCGGCAGCAAAUUUUAGCUGCAAUAUCAGAGCUCAACGCAGGGAAGGGCAGAGAAAGACAGAUCCUCCAAGAAACCAUCCACAACUUUCAGUCCUCCUUCGGCAGCAGCGCCAGCAACUCAAGACAAGCUGCGGAGCCUCGAUCUCCAACAGGCUGGAUGAGACACCAGGUUCGCUCAUCCAACAAAAGGUAGCACAGAAAUCACAAAAAGACCAAUCACCAAAGGUACUUAGAGCAAAGGGAAAUAUGCAGGUGGAUCUGUAAUUACAAUGGGACCUUCUGAACACAAUGUCUUAAUAAAAAGGUGUUUAAAAUACAUUCUAAAAAAAAAAGUUUGGUUUCCGUAGAGCAGUGAUUCUUAAACUAUGGUACAAAAUGUAUUACCUUGAAUGUGGUGGGAUAGGGCAGAGAACUAUGGGAGGAGGCCUUUGGGAAGACCAUGGACAUGCUGGAGGGGAUAUAUUUUUCGGCUGGCCUGGGAACGCCGUGGGGUCCUACUAGAGGAGCUGAAAGAAGUGUCUGGGGUGAGGGAAGUCUGGGAGUGUCUGCUUAGACUGCUGUCCUCAUGACCUGGCCAAGAUAAGUGGAAGAAAAUGGAUGGCUGUUGUGGGGUGGGAUAAUCAUGAUUAAAGAAAUCUAUUAAAAUCUGAAAAUUUAUAUAAAAAUGUAAAUGAGAUCUGUGCUAUUGGACAACAUAGACUUUUAUCAAGGAAGUUUUACAGUUCCAAAACAGCAGAGACAGGAAGCUGCUGGUAUCCAUAAUUAAGGGUGCUCAUGAAAAAGGGUACUGUUAAUUGAGAGAAAAAGAAAAACUAUCACUCACUUAGUUUAAAAGGCUUUAUUUUAAUUAACUUUUUGUCCGAAAAUUUCUAAUAAUAUCUGAUUAAAUGAAAAAAAUUUUAAUGAUUCGAACUUUACACAGCAACAUCAUACUUUAAAGACAGGCUCAGAUCUGUAAAAGUGGUACAUUAAGAAUUUGAGUAUCAUUUGUUCAUUUGUUUUCCAAAAUAAAACCAAAAAUAAGUAAAUGAAAAAACAACAGUUUUCUUCGUUAUUUGUCUUCAAAACCGAAAUGAAAUUUUUUUUUUUAAGUUUUCAGUUUUGGUUCAGUUCUGGUUUAGACCUGGUUUAAACCUGGUUUAGUCCUGGUGCUUGGUUCAGUCCGACAUCGCAGUUUAAGUCACGUAAACGGGAAACAGCCGUUAUCCAUUUUUUCCAUUAUUCAUUUAAACACAAAAUCGAAAACUGAAAAAACAAAUUGUUUUUUCAUUUUGGUUUUGGAGACAAUUAAGGAAGAAAACUGUUUUUUUUUUUUUGUUUCUUAUUUUUCGGUUUCAUUUUGAAAAACGAAUGAAUGAAUAAUACAUGGAUUAUUAAGGGCAAUUUGCAGUAAGUACUUUUGAGAAUUACUGCUUUAGACUAUGUUGUAUUAUCUUGCUAUUAUGUUGGGACAUAGAGGGAGGUUCCAGUGCCUUAUGGAUAUUACAAAGGGAAUGCAUAAAUUAAUUGUUACAUUGCUAAAUAAGAGAGAUUUUAUUUUUAAUUCUAAUAAUGUGAGAAACAGCAUGAGAAUUGCACAAAUACUAUAUGAAGGAUAGUUUCAAGAGUAAUAAUAAUUUUUAGUAAUAUUCUCCAAUAUGACUGAGGUGUGGUCUUUUAAAAUAGGGAAUCAUUGUGCACUGAUGAAGGAGAGAUGAGGAUUUUUAACCUGGCUAUUUUUUGUAAAACUCCAAUGAAUUUGACUUUUUUAUGUUCUGAUUUUUAUGAACCACUAUGUAAACAGAUGGCUCUUGGUCGUAACUGCUCUGUAAUGAAUAAAUAAAAAUCAUGAUGCAG
Boleophthalmus pectinirostris (great blue-spotted mudskipper) is the source of this 4628-nucleotide messenger RNA. RefSeq names its product ankyrin repeat and SAM domain-containing protein 6. Gene Ontology annotation, molecular function: protein binding. Gene Ontology annotation, biological process: innate immune response. Lineage: Eukaryota; Metazoa; Chordata; Actinopteri; Gobiiformes; Gobiidae. Bases 268 to 2985 code for a protein of 905 amino acids. The transcript has 18 exons. The record is from RefSeq and is a predicted model, not a curated record. Gene Ontology annotation, cellular component: cytoplasm.